ACAACACCCCUUGGGUGCCCCAACGCGCCUAGCACCCUGUAAGUGCUCCCCAGCUGUGGAUACAGGUUUCUCUCAGGGCAGCCCGCAAGCAGUGCAGCCCCAGCCAGAAGAGCUGGAAGGCUGGGCGGCCAGGCCCGCUGUGUCCCCAGUUUUCCUGUUGGAGUCCAUCUGCUGUGCUCUCAGGAGAGAAGGCUGGGUCUCUGGGAGCUCACAUCCUGUAUGCCCUCCCUCCAUGCCAAGCAACUUUGGGGAGUCCUGGCAGUGGUGCCAGGCGUUGCUCUUACCUGUACCAUAACCAGGAGGCUGAUGGUUGCUCAGGCCUCCCUCAAACUAGCCAAUGAGAAGUGCACGGGUCCUGGUCGCCUAGGAAACCGCGUGACAACAAGAUGGCGGCGCUGCGGGACGGCUAGCGGCCCUGCGUGGGAGUUCCUGACAGCUGGAUUCUAGAAGUAGAACUAUGAGCUCACCUUUGGCCUCCCUUAGCAAGACCCGAAAAGUGCCCCUGCCCUCGGAGCCUAUGAAUCCUGGGAGGCGAGGAAUCCGCAUCUAUGGAGAUGUCCCUGCAUCCCAUGACUCGGAGCUGAUGGCCUUCAUGACGAGGAAGUUGUGGGACCUGGAGCAGCAGGUGAAGGCCCAGACUGAUGAGAUACUGUCCAAGGAUCAGAAGAUAGCGGCCCUAGAGGACCUGGUGCAGACCCUCCGGCCACACCCAGCCGAGGCAACCCUGCAGCGGCAGGAGGAACUGGAGACGAUGUGUGUGCAGCUGCAGCGGCAGGUCAGGGAGAUGGAGCGGUUCCUCAGUGACUAUGGCCUGCAGUGGGUGGGCGAGCCCAUGGACCAGGAGGACUCAGAGAGCAAGACAGUCUCAGAGCAUGGCGAGAGGGACUGGAUGACAGCCAAGAAGUUCUGGAAGCCAGGGGACUCAUUGGCGCCCCCUGAGGUGGACUUUGACAGGCUGCUGGCCAGCCUGCAGGAUCUUAGUGAGCUGGUGGUAGAGGGUGACACCCAAGUGACACCAGUGCCCGGCGGGGCACGGCUGCGUACCCUCGAGCCCAUCCCGCUGAAGCUCUACCGGAAUGGCAUCAUGAUGUUCGACGGGCCCUUCCAGCCCUUCUACGAUCCCUCCACACAGCGCUGCCUCCGAGACAUAUUGGAUGGCUUCUUUCCCUCAGAGCUCCAGCGACUGUACCCCAAUGGGGUCCCCUUUAAGGUGAGUGACUUGCGCAAUCAGGUCUACCUGGAGGAUGGACUGGACCCCUUCCCAGGCGAGGGCCGUGUGGUGGGCAGGCAGCUGAUGCACAAGGCCUUGGACAGGGUGGAGGAGCACCCAGGCUCCAGGAUGACUGCUGAGAAAUUUCUGAACAGGCUCCCCAAGUUUGUGAUCCGGCAAGGCGAGGUGAUUGACAUCCGGGGCCCCAUCAGGGACACCUUGCAGAACUGCUGCCCAUUGCCUGCCCGGAUCCAGGAGAUUGUGGUGGAGACGCCCACCUUGGCCGCUGAGCGAGAGAGGAGCCAGGAGUCACCCAACACGCCGGCACCCCCGCUCUCCAUGCUGCGCAUCAAGUCUGAGAAUGGGGAACAGGCCUUCCUACUGAUGAUGCAGCCUGACAACACCAUUGGGGACGUGCGAGCUCUGCUAGCGCAGGCCAGGGUCAUGGAUGCCUCUGCCUUUGAGAUCUUCAGCACAUUCCCGCCCACCCUCUACCAGGACGAUACACUCACGCUGCAGGCUGCAGGCCUUGUGCCCAAAGCAGCACUGCUGCUGCGGGCACGCCGAGCCCCGAAGUCCAGCCUGAAAUUCAGUCCUGGUCCCUGUCCCGGUCCCGGUCCCGGCCCCAGUCCCGGUCCCGGUCCCGGCCCCAGUCCCGGUCCCGGUCCCGGCCCCAGUCCCUGUCCUGGACCCAGUCCCAGCCCCCAAUAAAGCACCCGCCCCCUCAA
Homo sapiens (human) is the source of this 1938-nucleotide messenger RNA. RefSeq names its product UBX domain protein 11 (gene UBXN11). Bases 458 to 1921 code for a protein of 487 amino acids. Gene Ontology annotation, cellular component: cytoskeleton. The transcript has 15 exons. Lineage: Eukaryota; Metazoa; Chordata; Mammalia; Primates; Hominidae. The record is from RefSeq and is marked reviewed.